Molecule: messenger RNA, 6961 nt
Organism: Bacillus rossius redtenbacheri
Lineage: Eukaryota; Metazoa; Arthropoda; Insecta; Phasmatodea; Bacillidae
Gene: Iml1
Product: GATOR complex protein Iml1
Exons: 30
Coding region: 87-4829 (1580 amino acids)
Biological process (GO): cellular response to amino acid starvation; negative regulation of TORC1 signaling; positive regulation of autophagy
Cellular component (GO): GATOR1 complex; lysosomal membrane
Molecular function (GO): GTPase activator activity
Source: RefSeq, a predicted model, not a curated record
UUUGACUUAUUUUGGAAGUAUUUGUAAAUAUUAUGUAAUAAAUAUUUUCUUGGAGGUUUAAUUUGAUAAAGCCAUGCUAAAAUAAAAUGAAGCUAUUCAAACUUGUUGUUCACACAAGGGGUUUCAGUGGCGAGGACCUGAUCAUCAACCCGAAGGACUUCUCGGGCAUAAAGAAGGGCGACGUGGUGGAGAUAUACCACCCCGAGGAUGAGUUCAGUCGCCUGCUGCUGCAGAUCACGUCCUUCAAGGAGGACCUCCAGAGCCGAGAGACGAUCAGCGUGGAGCAGAGCAUCGCGACGACGUUCCAGCUGCGGACGUACGCGGACGUGUGCAUGAACAUCGUGAGCCCCGCGGACGUGUCCCUGGACUCGGUGGAGCUGACCUUCAAGGACCAGUACAUGGGCCGCAGCGAGAUGUGGCGGCUGAAGAACAGUCUGGCGAACACGUGUGUGUAUCUGAACAAGAAGAUUGAGUUCUGCGGGGGCAGCAUCCGCUGUCAGGUGUACGAGAUGUGGUCGCAGGGAGACCGCGUGGCGUGUGGCGUCAUCACCGACGACACCAAGGUGGUGUUCAGGUCGUCAACCAGCAUGGUGUACCUGUUCAUCCAGAUGAGCUCAGAGAUGUGGGACUUCGACAUCCACGGAGACCUGUACUUCGAGAAGGCCGUCAACGGGUUCCUCGCCGACCUCUUCCAGAAGUGGAAGAAAAACGGCAGCAACCACGAGGUGACGAUCGUGCUGUUCUCGCGCACGUUCUACGCCGCCAGCAACCUGGAGGAGUUCCCGGAGCACAUGCGGGAGUGUCUGCAGCAGGACUACAAGGGCCGCUUCUACGAGGACUUCUACAGGGUGGCCGUGCAGAACGAGCGCUACGACGACUGGUGCUGCACGCUGGUGCAGCUGCGCCGGCUGUUCACGGACUACCAGGGCACGGUGCUGGGCUACCACGGCAAGCAGGGCGCCCUGGUCCCGAGGGCCGUCAACUCCACCGCCGCCCAGGGCAACUUCUUGGAAGUGCUCAACAUGUCGCUCAACGUGUUCGAGAAGCACUACCUGGACCGCAGCUUCGACCGCACGGGCCAGCUGUCCGUGGUGAUCACGCCGGGCGUGGGCGUGUUCGAGGUGGACCGCGAGCUGACCAACGUCACGAAGCAGCGCAUCAUCGACAACGGCGUGGGCAGCGACCUGGUGUGCGUGGGGGAGCAGCCCCUGCACGCCGUGCCCCUGCUCAAGUUCCACAACAAAGAUGCGUCAUUCACCGCAGAUGACUACAGCAUGCCUCACUGGAUCAAUCUCAGCUUCUACUCAACCAACAAGAAGGUGGCGUACUCGAACUUCAUCCCGAGGAUCAAGCUGCCGCCAAAGCGCAGCAAGCCGUCGCCCACCAAGGACCGCGCGUUCGUCCCGCCCGCCAAGUCGAAGCUCGUCGGCGAGGACGAGAGCAUGCCCAACUCGCCCUUCGACUACGACGCCUACGACGCCCAGGUGUUCCAGCUGCCGCCGCCCCGCUCGGCCAGCCUUCAGAGGAUCAGCGUGCGCACGAAGAAGGCGAGCGUGACGGCGAUGGAGGGGGCGCCGGGCGGCCCCAAGGCGGCGGGGCGGAAGCUGUCGGACCCGGACAUCCACCACCAGGCCGGGGGCAGCUCCCCGGGCUCCCCCACGGGCACGCUUGCCCCGCGCUCCGCCGCCAUCUCCAUCCCGCAGAACCGCGGCGGCGACGCCUCCUCCCCGCAGCCCUCCGCCGUCCAUCCGGACGGCAAGGCGAAGGCGUUCGUGGUGCGCGACAACGUGGGGGAGGCGGAGAUCUCGCCGCCGUUCCGCCCCGUCGUGGGCAGCGCGGGGUCCCCGGGCAACCCGUCGCACACCCAGAACACGGUCAUCCGGCCGGGGCGCGCGCUCAUCAACCCCUUCGACCCAUCCCACGUCACCAUCAAGCUGACGUCCAACCGCCGGCGCUGGACCCACAUAUUCCCCAAAGGUCCCAGCGGCGUGCUGAUCCAGCAGCACCACUACCAGGCCGUGCCUGCCGUGUCCUCGGAGCAGCCGGCGCUGGAGCCCGUGUCCACGUCGCCGGUCGGCGCGGACGACGGCGGCGGGGGCGGGCCCGGGGGCGGUGGCUUCCUGUCCCGCUCGGCGUCCCAGACCACGUUCCUGGAGAACCUGAAGGCGCGGCCCGGGCCCCGGCCCGCCGCGCCCUCGCCGGCGGACAAGCAGCUGCACAGCAACAAGAGCCUGACGCUGCUGUGGGGCGCGACGGGCGAGCAGGAGUGGACCCCGGCGCUCACCACCGUUGGAAAAGUUAUCAUAGGCGUGGACUGGAAGUCGCUGACCAUCCCCGCCUGCCUGCCCAUCACCACGGACUACUUCCCGGACAAGCGCAGCCUGCAGAACGACUACGUGGUCUCCGACUACAACCUGCUGCCGGACGACGUGAACGCCGACUUCGCCCACAAGCGCGCCAUCUACCGCAAGCCGCUCACCACCAAGGAGGUCUUCCGCGAGCUGGUGUCGCAGCGGCUGGCGCAGGGCUUCCAGCUGAUCCUGCUGCCGAAGCGGGGCCCCCCGCCCCAGCCGCAGACCCCGGGCAGCGCCUGCCACGUGAUGCCGGGCGGCGUGGGCUCCCGCGUCCUGUCGCGGCCGCGCGACGUCGAGGCCUCGGAGGAGUACUUCCUCAGCAUCGGCCGCGUCUUCCACAAGAUCUCCCUGAACGGGUCCGCCAUCACCGUCACCCGGUACCGGCCCCGCCACCCGUACCCGCCCUUCAACAUCCACUACCGCUACCGCUUCCACGCCCCGCACCACGACACCUACGAGCUGUCCUGGGUGUCCUUCACCACGGAGAAGCUGGAGAACUUCAACUGGAACUACCUGGACCACUACAUCUGCACCCGGGGCGAUACCGACUUCCAGCUGCAGGAGGCGCAGAAGUACUGGCGCUUCCGCAUGUACCUGCUGCCGCUGAGCCAGCCGGCGACGCGCCGUGUGCUGGACGGCGCGCCGCGCUGCGACGCCUACGCCGCGCCGGGCGCCGACGAGCAGGGGCGCCUGGUGGAGGGCUUCCUGCGCUUCGUCGAGACCUGGGCCAACCGCAUCAAGCGGCCGGCCGCCCCCGGCAAGAAGCCCCGGAGCCCCGCCUCCUCUCUGCUUCCAAGCUCCAAACCUCUGGCUCCGACGCUGAUACCUCGCCGACACAGCGCCAGCACCAUUUUCCUCUCGCAGGGCAGCGUGGGGGGCGGCUCGCCCUUCCGGGAGCGCCUGGGCAGCAACCGGGCCGGGGAGCGGCCCAGGCCGAGGUCGGGCUCCAAGGUGAUGGAGCGAGUGAAGGCAGUGGGCGCGCCGGGCGGCGGCCGUGUGUCCCCGGCCAGCGAGGCGGCCUCGGAGAAGACUGCGGACGGCGGCCAGGGGGAGGACGUCUUGGAUGACGGGCAGGGGAAGGCGGUGCCUCGCUGCCUGCGGAGCGGGGCGUCCCUGCCGGAGAUCCUGGAGGCCAUGAGGCAGCCGGCGACGGGGGUGGGCUUCGUGUCUCUGCACCCCAGCCUGCCCAGCUGCACCUUCGUGAGCGCGGACGCCGUGCAGUGGCUGGUGGCAAGCGUGGAGGGCGUGUCGCGCGAGGAGCCUGCCGUCGCCAUCAUGGAGGACAUGAUGAAGGAGCAGAUGGUCUGCCACGCUUCGGGGGACUUCUCGUUCCCCUUCGUGGUGGGCUUCUACCUGUACCACUUCGUGCAGCAGGACAGGGACGCGCAGAAAGACGCGGGCGACUGCCGCCGGCCGCUGGGCGACCUGGAGAACUUCGAGAACGAGUGGCUGGAGGCGGCAGUGCGGCACCCGACCGGCUGGCAGGCCGCUCCCCCCGCUCCCCCCGAGGACCUCGAGGGGGCAGUGCCCCCCUUCCUGCGCGACCGCCUGCCCGGGGGCCGGCCCGACAAGGGCAAGUGGACAGGCCCGCUCUACAAGCACUCGCACCUGGAGACGGACGUGAACAACCGCAGCGACCGCAUCGAGUGGGGCCACGCCCGCUACCAGACGCUCUACAAGCCCGGCCGGGCGUACGAGCUGGUGGUGCAGUGGGUGGCGUCGUCCGGCGCCAUCGUGGCCGACCUGAUCAUGGGCUGGGCGCGCAAGGCGCAGACGUGCGGCCUGCAGGUGGUCCCGAUCCCGGCGGACCCGCUGGCGCUGCCCUUCACGCACAAGUCGGACCCCCUGCGCGGCCCCAUCUUCGUGCCGCUGGACACCGAGUGCCUCAUGGGCACGCGCAGCUACCUGUUCGAGAGUGCGUGCCGUACACACACCUUGUUCGAGGAGGACUCGUGGGAGCAGCGCCUGUUCCUGCUGCAGGAGGCCGUCCUGCAGAGGUUCGGCUUCCUGCGCUGCGUGUCGGAGGGGCCCGGCGCGCUGGCCGGCGCGCACCACGAGCAGUUCGUGCACCUCACCGGCGUCAUGUUCGUGCUCGUCCCGUCCUGCCUCUGCCCCAGGGAGCAGAGGGACGGCGCGGCGCGGCCGGGGCUGGCCACACGGCAGCUGGGCGUCACGGGAGCGCGCCGCUACCCCGUGCACUCGGACGCCCUGUCCAGCCCCCGCGAGGAGCACAUCACGCGCCACGUCAGCGGCAAGAACAAGGGCGACUACAGCACGGAGCGCAGGACGGGGUUCCUCUGGUCGUGGAACCACAUGCUGUCGCGGCGCUGGCGCUCGUCCACCACGCCCGCCACGGGCGACGAGGCCUUCCAGGCCAAGUUCCUGCGCGACUUCCGCGACUUCUGCGCCAACAGCGACAACCGCCUUCGCCUCUUCUGGGAGGCCGCCUGGGCCGCCCGCGACCGCGCCUCCUGACCGCCAAGCCGUCUCGCUCCGUCUCGCUCCCUCUUCCUCUGUGCCGAUACCUCGCAGCCGCGUGAACCACUGCGUUCCGAGCUCUCUUUCGGCACCGACCAAGGUACGACUAAAUACUAGGGACUGGAAAAUUUCGCGGUUUCAAUGACCACUAGGAUAAGACUCCACGAUUCUCUAUGUACUCGGGCAACUAUCACCUGGUCAUUGGCUAUACCGACUCGGGACACCUGUUUUACUGCGAUUCUUAUGAUUCGAUACUUCUUUUGUUGAGUGUUUUUGCCAUCGGCUCAAGAGUCGUUCAGGUAAAUUGCGGUCCAAUCACCGACGCAGCACUGAGCUGAACGAGUUUGGAUUUCCAGCCUGUCUCGAAAAGGAACCCGCGAAUUUUUUCCGGUCUCUACUAAACACUGAAGCAAAAGGAAGGAGUUUUUUGGAACAGGAAUUUUGUAAUAUUUUUUUUGUGUCGGUGCUACGAUUGUACAUCUGUUCUCGGUAAAUCUGUGCUGUAGAUGAAUGCACACUCGUAUUUGACAGCCUGGGUGCCUCCUACGCGAAGUGUCGGCCGGAUGGAUACUGGUACAAAUGACGUGCUGUUUGCGAGUAUGUUGUAGUCGCAGGCACGGGAAUGUUAUGGACUCUAGUAAAAAAAAAUGUCAGUGAUAUCCCCCCCCCUCUCUCCAGCUAUUUCUUCCCCACCUUCUUUUUUUUCUUUUUUUUUUAGUUGUAAUCACUCUCUGUGGCAUCCACACCCUUAUUGUUUUGCAGUUGUGGUGAAGUUAACGUUUACUUCCAUCAGUCACUGCAUUUACCAACUGAGGCCAGGUUAGGAAUACGCCACGGUCUCUCAUUACAUUUCCUGAUAUUCAGUCCAUCGAACCUAUAACUCUGCCAAAUCGAAUGGAAUCGGUAUAGUCAAAAAGGUUUUUUCUAUUUUCAAGCACUAAAAUUUUUUUUACAAUGGUAUACCAAUUGUCAGGAAUUUAUUUCACAUUAAGAUUCAUUGUACCGAGAAAAAAAAGUCGAUUUUUCAGUAGUAAAUAUUUUUGGGAGCACCACAUCCUUAAUUGUAUCUUUGUCCGCAAUGCUUAAGGGCUUAUGCUAUGCUUUCGUAACUCAGCAUCGGAACAUUCUAGUAAAGGUUUUUGGCUUUUCGUGGUGCUAUUAAUUUACUUAUAAGAUUGUCGUUUUAUAUGUGACACAAUUUUCAUCAGAGUUUGUGUACACAGUUAGUUUGUAAUACAGUAAACUCCCUAUUAUCCGCGGGCGGAUGAUCUGCGGUGCGGAUUAUCCGCGCAUGCUACGAAAAAAUACAGCACAUAUGUAAAUCUGUAUUUUAUUACAAGUGAGCAAAUUUGAACUCUACUGACGAGUGUAUUGCGUUCAGUAUACAGUAAAACGCCACAGGCCUUCUCAGAACUCACGCAGUAGGCUGGCAUGCAUUGCUAUUUUUUGUCUCUGUCGCGCUUUGUUUUAAGUCGUAUGGUUGAGCACUUUUAUGUUACAUUGCUGAAAUGUAUUGUAUGUUAAUAAUUCAGUAAAAUACUAAAAAAUUUUUACUGUACAUAAAUGUUUAGAUUUUUAAGUUGAAAUUAAAGUUUCCUUUUUUGUUUCCCAUCUUCGGCUCUUUUGCGGAUUAUCCGCGAUUUUCACUAUCCGCGGUGGCCCUGCCACUUAAUUUCACGGAUAAUCGGGAGUGUACUGUACUUUGAGCAUGUAUGUAUAUGGCUGGUUCCUAUGCUGGUAGCAGAAAGUUGUCUGAUUUAUUUAUUUCUCCAGUCAUCCUGCUGUCUAUAUGUAAUCUUUUUUUAUAGAGAGAUUAAUAUAAUAUUCUGGAUUGUCACUCUUGUUAACGUGAUCUACUGAUACGUCCUGUACAUCUAUUUUCUUGUGUGCUAUCCUAUUUCUUCUUCCUUCUUUAGAUGUUCAAUUCUUUCUUCCAUAAAGGCUGGAUGAAAAAAUUAUAGAAAAUAAUUUUGUGGCAGUUUGUUUGUUGCUUACCUAAUGCUUAUCAUCGUGAGGUGUUGAAUAAAUGUGAUAUGGGAUGUUUUCAUCACAAGGAGAUUUAUAAUAUAUAUAUAUAUAUAUAUUAAAGACAACUUUGUUACAUUGUUAAAUAAAAUAUGUAAGUUUAA